Angiostrongylus costaricensis is the source of this 240-nucleotide messenger RNA. Lineage: Eukaryota; Metazoa; Nematoda; Chromadorea; Rhabditida; Metastrongylidae. The record is from the annotation of a GenBank genome assembly.
AUGCUAAAAUCUCAGGGCCAAUGGAAGCUGCCUGGAUUUCAAGAAACUAUGGUGACGAUCUGUACCUACAAUGCACGAACACCUGCAUCCGAGUUCUGGAUAGAAGACGCUCAUGCAAGCAAGAAGGAUAAAUAUGCGACAGUAGAGUCGACGGCGUCGGUGUUCUCGUUAACACGAGUUUGUCCACGAACACCGAUUCAUUCGAACAGUUUACAACCCGAAUCGGAUGUUUACGAUUAA